Molecule: messenger RNA, 1536 nt
Organism: Endocarpon pusillum Z07020
Lineage: Eukaryota; Fungi; Ascomycota; Eurotiomycetes; Verrucariales; Verrucariaceae
Exons: 1
Coding region: 1-1536 (511 amino acids)
Biological process (GO): regulation of transcription by RNA polymerase II
Cellular component (GO): nucleus
Molecular function (GO): DNA-binding transcription factor activity, RNA polymerase II-specific; RNA polymerase II cis-regulatory region sequence-specific DNA binding
Source: RefSeq, a predicted model, not a curated record
AUGGAACACGGUGAAACCCCUGAGGUGUCUAGCACUUUCACGUUCGACGACUUCCUUCUGGAGGAUCCAGAGCUUUCUGUCAUGGAUGGAAAUUGGCUGGCAGAGCUCGAAGACUCAGGCUUUCCGCCUACUGAGCUUGGAGCCCCAGCGGCCUCUAUUGGGCAAGAUACGUUGAUGCAGAAAGCUCCGCCUGAGGCACGCAAGUCUGAAAUUGACCCUGAGCUGCAGGCCUUGCUAACCUCUUUAGAGACGGGCACGCAAGACUAUAUAGCUCCAACUACCUGCAUAGACCCUUUGCUGCUUGGGCAGUCCGGCACUAGCACUCAUCAAUCAGACCCAUUCGCCUUGCCUGAGCUUGGACGAACGCUAGCUCCCGACAGUCGACAUUACGAAAUGGCGCCUUUGCUUCCUUUGCUUCCUUUGCCUCCUUUACCUCUCUUUGGUAGUACUCCUCCCCCUGUUCCACCAAAGGAUCACGACAAUACUUUGGCUCGGUCUCACCUAACCCCAUUCACCGGCAAUCCACCCCCUGUCCCACCGAAAUACAACUUUAAAAACCUUACAUCCGACGCCCUACGCUCUGGUAGUUCCCCGCAUUCGCACCUCAUUGCUCGCUACCCACGUCAGCCUCUUCUUUCCGUACCCGUUUAUGAUGACGUGGAAGACCUUGCCUUAGACCCACAGGAGCAGCUAAAUAAUUCCACAGCCACUCCCAGCGCGGAAGAUCAAGGCCAACUUACUACUCGGAAGUAUGGGGAAACAAGACAGACGUUGGAGGCAACUUCGAGACAGCCCAUAGAAGGUGUGUUGGCGCAGAUUGGGCAAGCCAAGCCAACUCGGACUAUAGCGCUCGAUAAGCCGCUUAGCGUGAUGACCAAGGACUGGCCAGUUCCAUUGGGCGACACCUACGCCAAAGUCCACAGAUCAGCGGAGCAACGACAGGCGGAAGUCAACAACAAACAUAAUGGCAAAGUGCCCAGACCGUUGAAUGCCUUUAUGCUAUAUCGGUCCACAUACGCCGAACGCGUCAAGGAGUAUACUGGAGAAAAUAAUGCUCAGAUCGUCUCGCAGAUUACUGGGGCUAGCUGGUCGAUGGAAUCGCGUGAGGUCAAGGAGCUCUACGAAGAGUACGCAGAGAUAGAUAAGCAAAAUCAUCAGAAAGCUCAUCCUCAUUACGAGUUCAAACCGGUGCCGAAGAGGCCAGCGAACAAGAAAAGAAAGGAUCGAGAUGUCGAUGAUUGCCAGGCUCACUCGAUGGAGCGGAAAGACCGCGACUACGAAGCGGGCAGUAGUCGCAAUAAGCGAGCGUGGACCGCCAGCGUGGUCAGGGGGCAGAAUCUUGAACAACACAGGCUUGCUGCUGCUGCUGCAACCUCCAGGGCGAAUGCUGGUAAGUCAGGCUAUGCGCCACGAAAGACGGAACUCUGUCUGACAAACCCACAGAGCACUACAUCGCGGCAGCAAGCCUUUGAAGGGCCUAUUGAGGUUGUGAUCUUCGACUCGCGGGCACUGCCAGCACGAGACGGCCGGCGAUAG